AUGUCAUUCCUUUCUUUCUUUAAAAGACGCAAUCCUAAGAUGAUAAAAAACUCUGUAGCUUCAAGUGCUUCUUUUACACAAAACAUACCAUAUGCCGAACAAGAAUCAAAAAAUUACCAGCAAAUUCAUCCAAAAUAUAAUAUAAGCCUACUCCCAGUCGACGUCUUACUCAUUAUUGCUGAAUCUCUCGAUUUACGUUCUAUCAUUGCCCUAAGAACUGCAUCUCGUCAACUUUAUUUAACUUUUCCCUACAAAGCCAUCUUUCGUGAAAUUCGUCUAGCUAAUGACAUUUCACCGAUUCAAUUAGACAAACUUCUGCAUUUUCUUGAAUCGAUAAAUGCAACUGGGUUUAUACAUCAAGUAACUUUUUACGAAAUGUCGAUUACUCACGAAUCGUUGAUUUCGAUAUUAGCUCGUUGUGAAAACCUACGCCAGCUACGUGUUUAUGGCUGUCAAAAUAUAAAGCUUCGCAAAAUUACGAAAGCUUUGGUCAAGUGGCAACACGACGAUUCCGGUGAUUCGCCAAAACUUGUCCAUCUCAAAUCACUCAUUUUGACACGAUGUGUAGGCGGUCCUCGACGCAACUAUCCAGCUCUAAAAGUGAAUAAAGAUCUUCAAAUACUUAAAAAGCACAUUAUCGAGCUUGCUGAAUGUGAUGAUCGAGCUUCUGGUGUAAAAAACGAAGUUUUUGCGGGCAAUGCGUUUUUCAUGCAUCUCAAAAUAAUCCUAAUGCCAGAAAUGUCUAUCACGCUUUUCGGAUGA
Molecule: messenger RNA, 762 nt
Organism: Ambispora leptoticha
Lineage: Eukaryota; Fungi; Glomeromycota; Glomeromycetes; Archaeosporales; Ambisporaceae
Source: the annotation of a GenBank genome assembly